AUGCCUUACAACACAACAGCUAUUCCGCCCAGAAAGGAGCCAACUGGGCAGACUCAGCUUCCUCUAUCGAGGGUCAAGAAGAUCAUCAGCCAAGAUCCGGAUGUAGCCAUGUGCUCCAACAACGCCGCCUUUGUCAUUACGUUGGCUGCAGAAAUGUUUAUUCAACACCUCGCGACCGAGGCUCAUACUCAAGCUAAACUAGACAGAAAGCCGCGCAAGAAUGUCCAGUACAAAGAUAUUGCCAGCGCAGUUUCGCACCAUGAUAGUCUCGAAUUCCUAGAAGACACUGUGCCAAAGACGGUGCCGUUCAAAAAGGCCUUGGCUGCGGCCAGCGCUACCCAAGCCCGCUUUCGCGGUGAAAAUGUCACCUCGGACGAAGGGCUACAGUCUACGCAAGAGCCUGCAAACAGCAGCAGCAGUGUUUUGGUCAAUGGCGAUAAAGGCCUCUUCAACGUGCCUUUGCGGACAGACGACAGAUACGACCCCAAUGACCAACUGGAGCUAGAAAUGAGACAGGCGGCGCAGUCAAGGGACCACGAUGUCAGCAUGGGAGGCCAGUAA
Molecule: messenger RNA, 561 nt
Organism: Beauveria bassiana ARSEF 2860
Lineage: Eukaryota; Fungi; Ascomycota; Sordariomycetes; Hypocreales; Cordycipitaceae
Product: histone-like transcription factor and archaeal histone
Exons: 4
Coding region: 1-561 (186 amino acids)
Cellular component (GO): nucleus; CHRAC
Molecular function (GO): protein heterodimerization activity
Source: RefSeq, a predicted model, not a curated record